This is a messenger RNA of Bufo gargarizans (Asiatic toad), 1548 nucleotides long. Its product is annotated as chemokine-like receptor 1. The coding region runs from base 57 to 1112 and encodes 351 amino acids. The transcript is spliced from 2 exons. Gene Ontology annotation, cellular component: plasma membrane. The record is from RefSeq and is a predicted model, not a curated record. NCBI's taxonomy places the organism in Eukaryota, Metazoa, Chordata, Amphibia, Anura, Bufonidae. Gene Ontology annotation, biological process: complement receptor mediated signaling pathway; phospholipase C-activating G protein-coupled receptor signaling pathway; positive regulation of cytosolic calcium ion concentration. Gene Ontology annotation, molecular function: complement receptor activity; G protein-coupled receptor activity.
CUCCAAUACAAUCAGCGACUGGAAUAAAGAAGUAAAUAUCCCUGAAUACAAAAAUAAUGGAGACUUUUACACCUUUUGAUCCCUUGGUAUAUACCACCUUUUAUACAUAUGAUUAUGAUAAAAACUAUCAAGUCACGGAAAACUAUGGAAAAGGUGUCAAUAAUAAAUCCAUGAUGUAUGAAGCCAUAUUUAUUGUGUUGAUCUACUCAGCAAUUUGUUUUCUGGGAAUUAUUGGAAAUGGUCUUGUCAUCUGGUUUGGCAUCUUCAGGAUGAAGAAGACAGUCAAUGUGGUGUUUUUCCUCAGCUUAGCCAUAGCAGAUUUCUCCUUUGCAUUAUUCCUUCCUUUGAACAUUACGCAAAUUAUAUUAGGAUAUUGGCCAUUUGAAAAACUUAUGUGCAAGCUAUUCCAUGUGCUACUGUCUCUGAACAUGCUCGUCAGCAUCCUCCAGCUCACGUUCAUCAGUGUAGAUCGAUGCAUCUGUGUUGUGUUCCCGGUAUGGUGUCACAACCAUCGGAGGCCAAGAUUAGCUUUAAUUAUAGUGCUGAUUAUCUGGAUAAUUUCAUUUCUUCUGGCUUUUUCCUAUCUAUUAAUUUCUGACUUGUCUGACAUAAUUACCAUAUGCUAUUUAACACUGGAUGAAUCUAACCUGAUGAGGAGAACAGUCUUGGACUUUGUUUUAUUCUUCUUUCUACCCUUUGUCAUCAUUGUUUUCUGUUACAUCAUGGUUGCUUUGCACCUCAGAAAGAAGCGCAUCUUCACAUCUCCUAAGCUAUUUAAAACCAUUGUGGCCGUCAUCAUUGCCUUCUUUGUCUGCUGGUUUCCAAAUCAUUUGUUUUCCCUUCUUUUUCUUUUUGAAAGAAGUAACCUCAAUAUCUAUGUGUUGUAUUAUGGAGCUGUAAUUGCCUUUGCCCUAGUAAUCACAAAUUCUUGUAUUAACCCCAUCCUCUACGUCUUCAUCGGCCGAGAUUUCAAGGAGAAUUUCUGUGGCUCGUUCCAAGCUACGUUGGAGAAAGCAUUUAUAGAAAAGGAAGAGUUGGACUCUCAGAAACAAGAAAGGCAUGUAGCUCUUCCAGCGUUACAUCAAGCUUCCGAAGAGGAAGUUGUCAUUUGAUUAACCUCACUCAAUAUUAAAUGUAUUAUUUUAAGACAUAAAAUUUUAAGAUAAGCUAUUUUUGUUUUGUUUUUAUUACAAAUUUAGCGAAAUAAUGGUAACUAAACACAUGCUUAUUAUCUCAUUAAUUUAAUACAUCAGUAAGAGGCCCUUUACAUGUGUAGAAGAUUGAGCCUUUUAUCGGAAACAAAUGUUCAUACAAAGGUGUGUUCCCGAUAACUGGUGAGUGUAACUGUGCCGGUGAUUUGUUGGCUGAUCAGGCUGUUAAUGCAAACAUAGGUAUCUCAUUUUUAGGUAUAAAUAGUUGAAAUGUUGCCGACAUAAUGCAAAAGUAGUUACUGUAGUAAUGGUUGUUCCUAUCCCAAGCGCCUUCCAUCAGUCUGAAUAGCGACCUUUUUAAAUGAGCUGGUUUUAUUAUAAUUCCACACUCGCUAUG